This is a messenger RNA of Fusarium oxysporum Fo47, 804 nucleotides long. Its product is annotated as thiamine diphosphokinase. The transcript is spliced from 3 exons. The coding region runs from base 1 to 804 and encodes 267 amino acids. Gene Ontology annotation, molecular function: thiamine binding; ATP binding; thiamine diphosphokinase activity. Gene Ontology annotation, biological process: thiamine metabolic process; thiamine diphosphate biosynthetic process. NCBI's taxonomy places the organism in Eukaryota, Fungi, Ascomycota, Sordariomycetes, Hypocreales, Nectriaceae. The record is from RefSeq and is a predicted model, not a curated record.
AUGGCGUCCAAAUCUUUCGAAUGGCGACCGGCAAAGCUGCUCCAGGACUAUAACAUAGGCCAGGACUUUGCGCUGCUCAUUCUAAACCAGCCGUUGAAGAACGGCGUCAAUUUGCGCAAGCUCUGGAAGAACUUGCCUAACGUCCAUUUCACAGCUUCUGUGAGAGUAGCCGCAGAUGGUGGAGCGAAUCGUCUACACAAGCUGUCGUCUUUCCACGGCAAAUAUUCUAACCUUCAACUCAUCAUUGGCGACCUCGAUUCUCUCACCCCACAAGUCCGCGAUUUCUACUCAUCGCAACCCUCCCCUGCGACCGUCAUCCACGACGCUGACCAAGAGUCGACCGACUUCGCAAAGGCUAUCAACUGGAUUCGCAAAGAAUACCCCGAAGGCAUCGACAUCGUCGCACUUGGGGGUAUCGGGGGCCGUGUCGACCAGGGUCUUUCUCAGCUUCACCACCUGUACCUUUUCCAAAACGACCCCGAUUAUGCGACAGGUCGACUCUUUCUUCUCUCCGGCUCAAGUUUGACAUUCCUGCUUAAGGCUGGCAGCCAUCAGAUCCAGGUCCGAGAGGAGGGAGAGGAAGAUGUCUUCGGCAAGCACGUUGGUAUCAUCCCUCUCAAAGAGGCUGCCAACAUUACGACAAAGGGUUUCGAGUGGGACGUCGAGAACUGGCAUUCUGAGAUCGGUGGCAAGCUGAGCACUAGCAAUCAUAUCCUGCCCGAGUCACAAGUCGUGUCAGUGACGACGGACAAGGAUGUACUGUUCACAGUAGCACUAAAAGAAGGUGACGGCGAUGACGAGUAG